CAAAGUUCAGAAAGGAGCCCCAAGCAACUCUGAACCAGUGCAGCAGCAACAGCAAACAUGGAUAUUACCCUGUGGACCUCUCAUGAGAAGAUGUUGACACAGCCCCUCAAGGAUAGUGAUGCCGAGGUUUACAACAUUAUUAAAAAAGAGAGCAACCGGCAGAGGGUUGGAUUGGAGCUGAUUGCCUCGGAGAAUUUUGCCAGCAGAGCUGUGUUGGAGGCCCUGGGAUCUUGCUUAAAUAACAAGUACUCUGAGGGGUAUCCAGGCCAAAGGUAUUACGGUGGGACUGAGUUCAUUGAUGAGCUGGAGACUCUGUGUCAGAAGCGUGCGUUGCAGGCCUAUCACCUGGAUCCUCAGUGUUGGGGAGUCAAUGUCCAGCCUUAUUCAGGCUCCCCUGCAAACUUCGCUGUGUAUACUGCCCUGGUCGAGCCCCAUGGACGUAUCAUGGGCUUAGACCUGCCAGAUGGAGGUCAUUUGACUCAUGGCUUCAUGACAGACAAGAAGAAAAUCUCUGCUACGUCUAUCUUCUUUGAAUCUAUGCCUUAUAAGGUGUACCCAGACACUGGCUACAUCAACUAUGACCAGCUGGAGGAGAAUGCCAGCCUCUUUCACCCAAAGCUGAUCAUUGCAGGGACCAGCUGCUACUCUCGGAACCUGGACUAUGCACGUCUGCGAAAGAUUGCUGAUGAUAAUGGGGCAUAUCUUAUGGCAGACAUGGCACACAUCAGUGGGCUGGUGGCAGCUGGUGUGGUACCCUCCCCUUUUGAACACUGCCAUGUGGUAACCACCACAACCCACAAAACCCUGAGAGGCUGCCGCGCUGGGAUGAUAUUCUACAGAAAGGGUGUGCGUAGUGUGGACCCCAAGACUGGCAAAGAGAUUCAUUAUGACCUGGAGUCACUCAUCAACUCUGCUGUGUUUCCAGGCCUACAGGGGGGCCCCCACAACCAUGCCAUUGCUGGUGUUGCUGUGGCCUUGAAGCAAGCCAUGACUACAGAAUUCAAAAUAUACCAGCUCCAGGUUGUGGCCAACUGCAGGGCUCUGUCUGAGACUCUCACAGAGCUAGGCUACAAAAUAGUCACAGGUGGUUCUGAUAAUCACUUAAUCCUGGUGGAUCUCCGUUCUAAGGGGACCGAUGGUGGAAGGGCUGAGAAGGUACUAGAAGCCUGUUCUAUCGCCUGCAACAAGAAUACCUGCCCAGGUGACCGGAGUGCAUUACGGCCCAGUGGGCUGCGACUGGGGACCCCAGCAUUGACAUCCCGUGGACUUAUGGAAGAAGACUUCAAAAAAGUUGCACACUUUAUCCACAGAGGGAUUGAGCUGACUCUGCAGAUUCAGAGCGACAUGGCUGUGAAGGCCACCCUGAAAGAGUUCAAGGAGAAACUGGCAGGGGAUGAGAAGUACCAGAGUGCUGUAAGGACUCUGCGGGAGGACGUGGAGAGUUUUGCUUCAAGCUUCUCCCUACCUGGCCUGCCCGACGUCUGACAGAGCUAGAAUAGCCAGCAUCUACCUCAUGGGUAGGACUGCUCCAGGACCCCAUGCCCUCUCGACUACCAAGCUGCCCUGCAGCAGCACUAAGCCUGCCCCAUGCUUCGGAGGGUGUUUCUGACAGGCUGAUUUCAGUUUAGAAAUUCUGAAACUUCACUUCUUGGCAGCUGUAUAUAAUUAACUAUUCUGAAAAAAAAAGUACUUUGUAGCCAUUUGAUCUCACUGAUUGCAGUAUGAGGCAGAGCUAUUAAAAAUUACAGAAUUCUUCUUUCUCCUUUUUCAGUGGGUCCUGUGGCAGGUAAGGAAAUGUUAGGUUCACUCUUGUGUUACCCUUGUGUUUUUCAAUUUUUCCUAUUCUGUUGCCCAGUAGAAUGCCAGAGGAGCACUGAAUUUUCUGCUCUGAGCUUGAGAUUAUAAACUAGACAAGUAUAUAAGCAAGAGUUAGGGUUGGGUGCUCAAAAGAUGACUAGGCUGCUCUUCCAGAGGGACCCUGAUCGCUAGUACCCACAUGAUGGAUCCCAGUCAUCUGUAAGUUUGGUUCCAGGAGAUUCAACACCUUCUGGUUGCUAAAGGCACUAGGCAAACAUGAGGUACAGACAUACAUACAAGCAAAAUAGCAAUACAUGUAACAUUUUGUUUUAAAGAAAAUUACUAUCAGCAGUUUGAAAUGUUAUAGAAGGGCUACGGGUGUCACUUAGAGGUACUGUACAUCAAAGUCUGUAUGGUUUUGCCUAGGGCCUUGGUUCAUGCCUAAGGCACAACAGUCUUAUAGAACUGGCUGUCUAUGGAAGUGCAAAUCUCUUUCUGGUUUGAGAAUCAGCAGAGGCCAAAUCUUUGUGUUCCACUUUCCUGAGAUAACCAGCUCCUUCUUAUAAUUAGGAACCCACAUGCCACCUUCCCAAAGAAUCUUUAUUUUUCACAUUGUUGAAUUGCAAACCAUCGGUGACUUUUUUUAAAUAUGCACAAUCAAAUUUUUACCCACAGAAUGUCUACAAGAAUUAUAGCUUUAAAAAAUACAACCAGUUCUUAUAUUUUAAAAAUAUCUGAACUCAAAUAAAUUAAUAUCUUAAAAAGUA
Messenger RNA from Phodopus roborovskii (desert hamster), 2564 nucleotides. It is a transcript of the gene Shmt1, whose product is annotated as serine hydroxymethyltransferase 1. Gene Ontology annotation, cellular component: cytoplasm; nucleus; cytosol. Gene Ontology annotation, molecular function: zinc ion binding; mRNA regulatory element binding translation repressor activity; protein homodimerization activity. Bases 58 to 1485 code for a protein of 475 amino acids. Lineage: Eukaryota; Metazoa; Chordata; Mammalia; Rodentia; Cricetidae. The transcript has 12 exons. The record is from RefSeq and is a predicted model, not a curated record. Gene Ontology annotation, biological process: tetrahydrofolate interconversion; L-serine catabolic process; protein homotetramerization.